AUGUUCAACUUCAAUUAAUAAUUCUAUGUAAUAUUUAAUUCAGAAUUUGAUAGAGAUGUUUAUAGAAAAACUCAUGCUAUGACAAUACACAUCUCCAAUCCAGAAAAAUCAUUCUCAUUUUAAUCAUAAUAAUCUGAAAGGAAUGAUACAAAUAGAAGGGCAACUUCUAAUAUUGUCAAUCCUAUUUAAAAAUAGAAUACAUUUUAAUAGUUUUCUUAUAUUACACAAAUAAUGUUGCCAGAUUAUGAGAAAAAUAUCAAUACUAUUUCAUUAAUAGAGUAAAAUAGAUAUAAUUUAUCCCAGAAACAAAGCCUAUUAGAUUUAACCUGAAAAAUAAGAUGAUCAAAAAUAAAAGAAAAAUCUUGAUUAUGGAGAAAGAUGGAUUAAUUAUAAUUUUGAAAAUGUAUAUAUUAAAAUCAUAUAAUAUUAAUAGCAUCCAAUUGAAUUAUAAUCUUAUGUUAUUAAUAUAUAAAUAGUGAGAUAAUAAGAAUUCUAUUAUUAUAAAAUUAGUUGUUAAGGUUAAGCUUCACCUUUAAAAUUUACUAUCAAUUAAUCUAAAUCAACUAAAUUUAAGAUAUUUUUAUCAACAACUAAUCCAUAUCCAUCAAAAUUUUCAUGUGAAUAAAUCUUCUAAGUCAAAACCUGGAAAUAUGAUUGUAAGGAUUCUCAAUUAUUUUAAUAAACUUUUAUUUAUAUUUCCAUGGUUUUCGCUUUAGAAAGCACCAUAAAAAUCUCAUUUUCAUUUGGCACUAAUAAAGGAAUAUAUAAUACAUAAUGGAAAAGCCCAUAAACUAAAAAAACAUAAAUCAAAUAAAAUUUAUCUGCUUCUUCUUAUUUUUUGAAUUAAAGAAAAAUAAAUCAAUUACAAAAAGGAAGAAAUUUAAUUUAAGGUAAUAUCUUAAAUGUAAGUAUAUAAAAUGAUGAAGAUUAUAAGUCUUAAAAAUUAUUAUAAAGAAAUUUACAAGAGAGAAAAUAUAAUGAAGUUAUUAAUAAGAGAAAAUAAUUUGAAAUAAAUACUUAAGGUUAAAAAUAGAUUAAUUAUUUUACAAAAGAAAUUAGUUAUUUAUUAAAGAAAAUUAAAUAAAAGAAGUAAUAAAAAUAUUUAGAUUAAAAUGGACACUUAAAAUAAAAGAUUUAAUUUGAGAUUUUUAGAUUGAUUGCUUACCUAUAAUGUUUAAGUUAAAUAUAUGAAAAACUAACACAUUAACGUUAAAUUAUAUAGAAUUUUUAAAAGAUUCAGGCCAAAAUAACAACUAUUUAUUUUAGAACCAAAAGAAAUAUUUGUAAAAUGAAAGGCUACUCCUUAUUUGGAAGAGUUCAUUUUGAUGUCAAAUUGUAAUGAUAUUUAUUUCAAUAUAAAGAUGUCUACAUAUGUUUACUAAAUAGAUAUAAAAGAAAGCUCGAAUCUAAAGUAUUAAUCUAAUUUAAUCUAUUUUAAAAAAAAGAUCAUUUUUAUGGAAUUUUCAAAAACAAAUUCAUCAAACUUCCAAAUAAUUAUAAUAUAUUAAAUAGUCUAUAUAUAACUUUAUAAUAAGAUAUAGAAUUUAUAGAUCUUUUUUAAGGUAGAUGUUUGAAAGACAUUUCGAUUAAUAAUGUUAAAUAUUCAUAAUAAAUAAAGAUCUUAAGAUUUAAUAAUGUUUUGAAUUUUGGCAUCGGAAAUCAAAAUAUUUGAUGUAUUAUUAAUAUCUCAGUAAACAAUUUGCUAUUAUUUAUGGAAGAUUGAAUCUAAAUAACUUUUUUUCAGUCUUACGAAAACAUAAAUAAACUAAGUAUCAAUAAAUAGGCUUUAAUCUAUUAUAAGAAUUUCAUUUAACUUUAUAUAAAGUUCCAUUAUAAUAAGACUUUUAGUAAAUAAUACCUAUCUUAUAUUAAUUAACAUAAAAUGAAGCAUCUUAAUAUUGCAAGGAUUCAUUUAGAAAACCAUUUAAUAAAUUAUAAUUUUGA
Molecule: messenger RNA, 1944 nt
Organism: Paramecium pentaurelia
Lineage: Eukaryota; Ciliophora; Oligohymenophorea; Peniculida; Parameciidae
Source: the annotation of a GenBank genome assembly